Molecule: messenger RNA, 2142 nt
Organism: Penicilliopsis zonata CBS 506.65
Lineage: Eukaryota; Fungi; Ascomycota; Eurotiomycetes; Eurotiales; Aspergillaceae
Exons: 5
Coding region: 1-2142 (713 amino acids)
Biological process (GO): biosynthetic process
Cellular component (GO): eukaryotic translation initiation factor 2B complex
Molecular function (GO): translation initiation factor activity; guanyl-nucleotide exchange factor activity; translation initiation factor binding
Source: RefSeq, a predicted model, not a curated record
AUGGGCCCGAAGCAGAAAGGAGGCGGUUCGGGGAAGCAGAAGGGGAGCAAUAAUGCUGCGGAGGAGGUGGAGGAGUCGUUGCAGGCAGUGGUCCUCGCGGAUACCUUCGAGACCAAGUUUGAGCCCUUCACGCUCGACCGACCGAGGUGUCUUUUGCCGCUCGCCAAUACACCGUUGAUCGAGUAUACACUCGAGUUCCUUGCCAAUGCAGGUGUUGAGGAGGUGUUCUUAUACGGAGGAGCGCAUUCGGAUCAGCUGGAGAAAUACAUCAAUGCAUCGAAAUGGAGAGCUCCUUCUUCGCCGUUCAAGCAGUUGACGUUUCUCAAGUCCACGUCUACUUCCGUCGGAGACGUAAUGCGCGAUCUUGAUGGAAAGCACUUGAUAACCGGCGACUUUAUCGUCGUGAGUGGCGAUGUGAUCAGCAACCUACCAAUUGAGGGGGCCUUGGCAAGACACCGUGCUCGGCGGCAAUCGGACAAGAAUGCCAUCAUGACCAUGAUCCUACGCGAGGCGGGAUGCAACCACCGGACCAAGGCGUCGUCGGUCUCGCCCGUGUUUGUCAUCGACCCGACAAAAGAUCGCUGUUUGCAUUACGAAGAGAUUGACCACACCGACCGCUCGUCCUCUCAUCUCAACAUCGAAGCCGACAUCAUCACGUCUCAUGCGGAGAUCGACAUCCGACAGGACCUCAUCGACUGCAGCAUCGAUAUCUGUACGCCAGACGUGCUGAGUCUGUGGUCCGACAGCUUCGACUACCAAGCUCCCCGGAAACAUUACCUGUACGGUGUGCUGAAGGAUUACGAGCUCAACGGCAAGACGAUCCACACCCACAUCAUCAAAGACCAUUAUGCCGCCCGCGUGAGGAACCUGAAGGCCUACGAUGCGGUCAGCAGGGAUAUCAUCUCGAGAUGGACGUAUCCUCUGUGUCCGGACACCAAUCUGCUCCCGGGUCAUACCUACGAUCUCCGCAAGGGCAAUCUAUACCAGGAGCAAGGCGUCACGCUGGCCCGGUCCUGUGUGAUCGGCCGGCGGACCGUCAUCGGCCAGGGCACGAGCAUCGGUGACCGGACGACAGUCAGCAACACUGUUCUCGGCCGCAACUGCAAGAUCGGCAAGAAUGUCACUCUGGACGGGGCCUACCUUUGGGACGGCGUUGUGGUCGGCGACGGCACCGUCGUCAAACGCGCCAUACUUGCUGAUAGUGCGGUGGUUGGCAAGAGCUGCACGAUCGAAAACGGCGUCCUUCUCUCUUACGGGGUUAAAAUCGCUGACCAGAUGAUCAUUGAGGAAGGGAAGCGCAUCACCACGUCGGAACAUGACGGUGGCGACGCCCGCACAGAUUCGGAGGUGGUGGGCGAAGGCGGAGAGGGUCACGAGUAUGUCCGUGAUGAGGACGAGGAUGAGGAUGACACCGCAAGUGUUGCUUCGUCAGGGUUGAUUUACAACAUGGCAAACCUCUCUCUAUCCACAGACUCGAUUUCAACGCUAUCAUCCGACAUCUCCGAUGGAUACUAUGCUGGGUCACGGUCCGGAAGCUUCGGCACGUCGUACUCUGAAGACGAGGACCAGGAUCACUUCCACCACGAUGCUUCGGUGAGUGUCUUCGACAGCCUACGGGACAACGUGUCGUCGGACGUGGUGCAGCUUGAGCUGGUGAGUUUGCGGAUGAGUGCGAAUGCAUCGGAACACCAAGUGCGCCGGGCGGUGGUUUCCGCCUUUAUGAAACGCAUCCAGCAGCUCGUCGAAGGCGGCAAGGGAGCCAGCGACGCGGUCAAGGAGGUCUUCACCAAGUACCGCGAGGUGGUCGAACGCAGUAUCUUUGACAAAGAGGCCGACGACAAGACCGACCAGGUGGACCUGUUGUUGCUCAUUCAGCAGGACCUGAUCCACCGCCCCAAGGGCGACACCGUCCUGUUGUUCACCGCCAAGGAACUCUACGAUUUGGAGAUCGCAGAGGAAGAGGCCUUUGAGCAAUGGUGGGCGGACGAGCGCUCCAGCAGUAACGAAGAGAUGCGCAAGGUCCGCAGCCAGACGCAGCAGUUUGUCGACUGGCUCGCCAGCGCAGAAGAAGAGGAGAGCAGCGAUGAAGAGGAGGAGGAGGAGGAGGAGGAGGAGGAAGAGGAGGAAAGCGAUGAGGAGUAG